Molecule: messenger RNA, 2745 nt
Organism: Sinocyclocheilus anshuiensis
Lineage: Eukaryota; Metazoa; Chordata; Actinopteri; Cypriniformes; Cyprinidae
Product: reticulon-1-like
Exons: 9
Coding region: 412-2745 (777 amino acids)
Biological process (GO): endoplasmic reticulum tubular network formation; neuron differentiation; brain development
Cellular component (GO): postsynaptic density; endoplasmic reticulum membrane; neuron projection
Source: RefSeq, a predicted model, not a curated record
CCUAGUAAAUGUAGUCGUGUUUGCGUUAGCUACUUAAGAAUAUUGAAAGUCAUUUUUAGUUUAAUCCGAAUCCAAUCCAUAGAGUGAGUUUAUUCGCUCAAACGACUGUAACAAUUCCCUAUCUUCAUUUAUUAUCCGAAAGCCUUAUUUUAUGCCCAGUUCCAGCUCUGUGUGUUUAAAUGCUGCGUGCCACUAUGAGCUCGAGACACGCUGACGUCAGCGCCGAAACACUGAACGAAACAAGCCAUUUCCAGCAGCGCGAGCCUCUGCCGGAGCGCUGGGCCUGCCCAAACUACUUCUGAUAGUUACCCAGUGUCUGAUCCGAGAAGUUGAACGGUGCUUUGACUGCUUUUCUUCAGUCAGUGACCGCGUCUCUCUGAAGAGCAUCGCACGCAGACGGAAGGCGCAAACAUGUCCGUGAAGCCGGAGGCAGACUCGGAGGGCAGCUGGUACGGGGAUGAUUUUGAGAAGAUUGACCGCUUCGGGAGCACCUCCGCCGUCCGGCGGGAUGACUUGGGAGACGACCGGCAGAUGGGAGACUGGGAGGACGAAUCAAGUGAUGAUAAACAGUUUUCCAGCCAUCCCGAAAGCGACCAGCAACCGCUCCCUGUUGUCAUGGAAACUGCGUCCACAGAUAAAUCAGAUUUAAUCUUCCAGAAGAAGUCCACUGAUGACAGGGAUGACCUGUACACCUCCCUCUUGUCCAAUCAAAGCUAUGCCUCACAUGAAGAUACCUCCUACUUUUCUGGCAGCAUGGGCAGAUCUGGUGACAAAAAUGCAUCCAGCACAGAAGACUUCACCUCUGGAUCCCAUUUCCAGUUGACCUUGGACUCCGGCAUCAAGAACCCCAGUGCAGAACCAACCGACAGCUCUCACAAGAUACAAGCUUUUGACUCUUCUUACAACUAUAUGGACAUCAGUCGUAAAGAGGACUCCUGUAGUUCACAGCGCCUCCUUGAGGACUGGAGGAUGAGCGGCCUCUCAGAGCCCACCCAGUACACUAAACUGGAGAAGAGCCCAUCACCGGUAGAAGUGGAUGUGGAAGACAUUGGCUCUGCUGCAAUUCUGGACUCUCAGACCUUCCCAUAUGUGGAGGAACCAUCUGAUGAAGAGCUGUCUGACUACCAGCCCUAUCGGUCUCCAGGUACCGGCAGCAGUGCCAGCCCAGUAAAAAUCACCCUGACAGAAAUGCCACCUACAUCUGUAUCGCCCACUACAGUCCAGCACAGCCCCACAGUUACAGUGUCAGAGAAGGAGAGCAUUCUGAGUCUGGGGCUGGAGGGAGUGCCAACCGUCACUCUCUCAGAGCCUGAGGAUGAAAGCCCUGAGUCAUCUACACCCCCUACAGAAGAGUCUGAUUCUCCUUUGGAUCCAAACAUCCAGGCUGAUGAAACUAAAAUAAUGAGUUCCACCCAAGACAAGACUCAAACAUCUCCCAUCUCACCCUCUCCACCUACUUCCAAGCAGGAGAGUUCCCCAAUAGAGAUGAAGUCUUCCCCCCCAAAACCUACCUUGCCUCCUUCCCCCCAGGAUGUCGAGGGUAGCAGUGCCGAAUCUGGAGACUCUGAGAUUGAGCUGGUGUCUGAGGAGCCUAGUCCACGAGCUCCCAACACUGGCUACAUGAGCUUCAGUAAGAGUCCCAGCACCACUUCAUCAACCACAGUACCUUCCACAGUGCCCGCCACAUCUUCUACCCUUGCGUUUGUCCCGAGUCCUGUAAUGCAGUACAGCAUCUUGAGGGAGGAACGUGAAGCAGAGCUGGACAGUGAACUGGCUCUGGAGUCCUGCGAAGAGGAAAGUCCCAAAAGAUUGACCCACGACUCCACAAAGGGUUUCAAGGAGAGCCCACAGCCAGUCAAAAAACCCACAACCCUGACUUCGGCAACUAAAGAACCAGUCGUGACUCCCACUGCACCUUCUUCGACUGUUCCGGCCCCAGCCAGUGCUCCUAAAGAGAAGACAUCCACCAUGGAAGAGAAGCCCAAGCCCAGCAGCACAACCCCCAGUCCAGGUCUGCCAGAGCUGAAGGUGGAGCAUCUUGCUGGGGAGGUUCACCAGAAAGAAAGAAGACGGUCCAGUCAAGCCCGCAGGGGCUCUGAGAGAAUGACUGCACCACCCGUCGUCUUCCAGGGUCUAACCAGGGAGAAAGUGAUGGAGUUGCUGUACUGGCGGAACCUGAAGCAGAGUGGGCUUGUGUUUGGCAGUUUACUGCUGCUGCUCUUCUCUCUGACGCAGUUCAGUGUGGUCAGCGUGAUGGCCUAUCUGGCCCUGGCCACCCUCUCCGCAACCAUCAGCUUCAGAGUCUACAAGUCCGUGCUGCAGGCUGUGCAGAAAACAGACGAGGGACAUCCCUUCAAAGCUUAUCUGGAGGUGGAGAUGUCACUGUCCCAUGAUCAGAUGCAGAAGUACGCAGAAAACGCCCAGUAUUAUAUCAACAGCACACUGAAAGAACUACGCAGACUGUUUCUGGUGCAGGAUCUGGUGGACUCACUGAAGUUUGCAGUGCUGAUGUGGUUGCUGACCUAUUUGGGAGCCCUCUUCAAUGGACUCACUCUUCUUAUUAUGGUGGUGGUGUCCAUGUUCUCGAUGCCUGUGGUCUAUGAGAAAUACCAGGCACAGAUUGAUCAGUAUCUGGACCUAAUAAGAACCCAAGUCAACUCUGUGGUAGGAAAGGCAGGUGGCAUGGCCAGCAGUCUGGUGCUUUACCCUGACCUGACCGAGAACCAGAACCAGGUGCGAGGCUGA